AUGGAGAUAGAUUCAAUCACAAUAAAAGCUCCUCAGUUUAGCAUAACCCAGGUCAAGAACGCUUUGUUGAAAAUAAGGAAAACUGCAACAGGCCCUGAUGAAAUCCCAUUUUGGGUAUGGAAGGAAAACGCUGAUGUAUUUGCACCUGUUAUGACCAAGAUUUGGAAUGAAUCUCUCUCUACAUCCACAUGGCCUAUCUCUUGGAAAAUUGCUCAUAUAGAUCCUUUACCAAAAGUCGAGAAUCCAAAGGAAUAUUGUGAAUUUAGAGGUAUAAACGUCACACCUGUGAUUGGACGAUGCUUCGAAAGAACGGUUUAUCAUUAUCAUAGUAAAAGAUCUUUCGAGGCUGAGUUAUCAUCUUCCCAGUUUGCUUAUCGAAUCGGUGGGUGUAGCACAGACGCCUUAAUUAAAUUACAGUAUAUGUACCUGAAAGCACUAGAAGAACCAAAUUGUGAUGCAGUGAGAUUAAUUGCAAUGGACUUUUCCAAAGCAUUUGACAAUGUAAAACACGCAAAACUGAGUGAAAAAUUGAAAUCGAGUUCUAUGAACCCUUAUUUAGUAAAUUGGUACUUAAAUUUCUUAAAAAUCGAAUUCGAAGACAGAGAAUAG
Messenger RNA from Paramuricea clavata, 609 nucleotides. The record is from the annotation of a GenBank genome assembly. NCBI's taxonomy places the organism in Eukaryota, Metazoa, Cnidaria, Anthozoa, Malacalcyonacea, Plexauridae.